AUGGCCUCGGACCCCAGCAGCCAGAAUGCCACCCAGGCGGCUGGCAUCAGCACCGACAUUGUGACGCUCACCCGCUUCCUGACCGAGGAGCAGGUCAAGGUCAGGGAAGCGACGGGAGACUUCACGCUGCUGUGCCACGCGCUGCAGUUCUCGUUCAAGGCCAUCUCGCACUACAUCCGCCGGGCCACACUCGUCAACCUCACCGGGCUCGCGGGCCAGAGCAACGCCACGGGCGACGACGUCAAGAAGCUCGACGUCAUUGGCAACGACCUCUUCAUCGCCGCCAUGAAGUCCUCGGGCAAGUGCGCGCUGCUCGUCUCGGAGGAGGAGGAGGAGAUCAUCUACUUCAAGACACCCCAGGGCUCGGCCCGGUACGCGGUCGCCUGCGACCCGAUCGACGGCAGCUCCAACCUGGACGCGGGCGUCUCGGUCGGCACCAUCUUCGGCAUCCACCGCCUCGCCGAGGGCUCGCAGGGCACCAAGGAGGACAUCCUCAAGCCCGGCACCGAGCUCGUCGCCGCGGGCUUCACCAUGUACGGCGCCUCGGCGCAGCUCGUCCUCACCAUGAAGGGCGGCGGCGUCAACGGCUUCACCCUCGACAACUCGUUUGGCGAGUUCAUCCUCACCCACCCGGACAUGCGCAUCCCCAAGUCCCGCGCCAUCUACUCGGUCAACGAGGGCAACUCACUCUACUGGGAGGAGCACACAAAGGAGUACUUCAACUCGCUCAAGUUCCCGCAGGGCGGCUCCGGGAAGCCCUACAGCGCCAGGUACAUCGGCAGCAUGGUUGCCGACGCCUACCGCACCCUCCUCUACGGCGGCAUCUUUGCGUACCCGGCCGACAAGAAGAGCCCCAAGGGCAAGCUGCGGAUUCUGUACGAGUGUGCCCCCAUGGCCAUGGUCUUCGAGAAUGCUGGUGGCCAGGCCGUCGACAGCAAAAUGGCGCGCAUGCUCGAGGUCGUCCCCGAACACAUCCACGACCGUGCAGGUAUUUUCCUGGGCAGCUACGACGAGGUCGAGAAGGUCAAGUCGUUCUACAAGUGA
Messenger RNA from Microdochium trichocladiopsis, 1044 nucleotides. RefSeq names its product fructose-1,6-bisphosphatase. Gene Ontology annotation, biological process: sucrose biosynthetic process; fructose 1,6-bisphosphate metabolic process; fructose metabolic process. The transcript has 2 exons. Gene Ontology annotation, cellular component: cytosol; cytoplasm. Gene Ontology annotation, molecular function: fructose 1,6-bisphosphate 1-phosphatase activity. NCBI's taxonomy places the organism in Eukaryota, Fungi, Ascomycota, Sordariomycetes, Xylariales, Microdochiaceae. The coding region runs from base 1 to 1044 and encodes 347 amino acids. The record is from RefSeq and is a predicted model, not a curated record.